CCUGUCUCUUCUGCAGGGCCCUGCUGGAGGAGGAGUGCCGGGCCCUGGAGAGACACAUCUACCACCUCCAGCGCUGCCUGGAGGAGGAACACCGGGCCGCCACGGUGCCAGUGCAGCCGGCGCAGGAGCCAACGAUGGCUGAGCUGCAGGAGCAGAGACGAGCCAUGGAGCGGGACCUGCAGCUGGGCCAGUUGGACGCCAGGCCUGGCCUCUCCCAGGAGGUCCAGCGCCCUGAGCCUGCGGCCCCCCGACAGCCCAGCUGCCCCGUCAGCGUGUCCCCCCGCCUGGCACCAGCCGCUCCGUCCCUGUCGGGCCGCAGAGAACCAGCACCGCGAGCCCCGGGCACUGCGUUGGGCCGAGUGCCCCCCGACAGGGGCAUCUGUUCUCUGGGCGGCCUGGCUGGGGAGCUCCAUGGAGGGGCUGCGACGCCCGGCUGGGCCCCUGGCCAAGGACAGAUGGACAGUGAUGCUGAGCAACGGGACCUGGCCACGCCAUCACCCCGGGGAGCUGGGGUCCCUCCUGCAAGCCCAGCCUGCAGCCGCCUGGUGCCCCCGCCAGCAGCACCAGGGCCCAGCCUGGCCUUCCUCCCCUCGCCACCCCUAGAGCAGCGCCCGCCCCUGCGCCCCCUCUCCGGCCGCCGCCUCAGGCUGCUGGGCUGCCCGGGGCCCAGCUAG
Terrapene triunguis (Three-toed box turtle) is the source of this 674-nucleotide messenger RNA. RefSeq names its product proline rich transmembrane protein 1B-like. Bases 135 to 674 code for a protein of 179 amino acids. The transcript has 4 exons. NCBI's taxonomy places the organism in Eukaryota, Metazoa, Chordata, Testudines, Emydidae. The record is from RefSeq and is a predicted model, not a curated record.